This is a messenger RNA of Penicillium cataractarum, 3246 nucleotides long. RefSeq lists its product as uncharacterized. The transcript has 2 exons. The coding region runs from base 1 to 3246 and encodes 1081 amino acids. The record is from RefSeq and is a predicted model, not a curated record. Lineage: Eukaryota; Fungi; Ascomycota; Eurotiomycetes; Eurotiales; Aspergillaceae.
AUGGCGACUAUCACAGAAACAACCACAAGUGUGGACGUUCAGUUGUCGCAAAACCAAGAUAUCGCGACUCGCCUGUUGAAUGGCACUUUUCAUGCAAGCCACCCUCCGUUUGAACAAUUCGCAACUAUUGAUGGCCUGGUCAAGUCGCAUGCUGCUCAGCCUGAUGAAUCAAAGGUCCCACUGAUCUGCUAUCCGAUCCGGGGUGCCGCUGACUUUGAAGAACACACGGCUGGCGAUAUUGACCGGUAUACCGAUGUCGUUGCUCGAUAUUAUAUGGAACGGGGUCUUCGACCUGCUGAUCCCAAUCUGGAAGAGGCACCCGUUGUUGCGAUCCUUGUUGGUUCCAGCUUCGAGGUAAUUCUCACUAUGUUCGCAUUGAACCGUCUCGGAUAUGCUGUGCUCUUCCUAUCAACACGCCUCACAGCACCAGCAUAUGUACGUUUGCUUGAGAUGGCAAACUGCAAACAAUUGGUCAUUGCCAAACAGUUUGAGCAGACAGUACAGGAUAUCUGCCAGGAGCGACCUGGCUGCAGCAGCUACCACAUCCUCCAGCGAGGAGACUGGUUCAACCGUCAACCUAGCUCGCCACGUUUUGCACGAGCUAAUGUCGAUCCAUCUCGAGAGGGAAAGAAGAUUGCCUGGAUUCUCCACUCCUCUGGCAGCACCGGUCACCCCAAGCCAAUCUUCCUCACCAACCUCCAGACCCUAGCCAAUUGGCGGAAGAGCUUUGGUUUCCGGUUCUUCACGGCUAGCCCCCUGUUCCAUUCUUUUGCUCUCAUGGAGCUUGGUCGUGCAUUUUAUACUCGAGCAACGACAUAUUUCGGCAAUCAUUCGCUUCCCACCACAUAUCAAAAUCUGUAUGAUGCUCUUCAGGUGGCACAGCCUGAGCAGUUCAGCGCCGUCCCAUAUGUCAUCAAACUGCUGGCUGAGAAGCCCGAGGGCAUCAAAGUGCUAGCCAAGCCUCAGAUCGUCCUAUUUGGAGGAUCGAGCUGUCCAGACGAUCUGGGUGAUCGCCUCGUCGCUCAAGGCGUCAAUUUGGUGGCAAAUUACGGAGCCACCGAAACCGGUCAGAUUAUGACCUCCUUCCGAUCUCCAGGCGAUAAUGAAUGGCAAUAUAUGAGACUCCAUCGUCCUGUGACUGACUUCACACUAAUGGACGAGAUCUCGCCAGGAGUCUUCGAGUGUGUUGCGCUGAACGGAUUACCCAGCAAGGGACCCUCGAACUCGAAGCCGCCGUUCAGUGAAAAGAACCCCGAGAAUAGUUUCCGGACAGCCGAUCUAUUCACUCGGCAUCCCGAUCCUGAGAAGAGCAACUACUACAAGUACCUUUCUCGACUGGACGACCGAAUCACCCUUGUCAAUGGCGAGAAAGUGCUGCCUAUUCCUAUCGAGGGUCGUAUUCGAGAGGAGGCGCUUGUGCGAGAAUGUGUUGUCUUCGGUUUUCAACGAACUGUACCUGGAGCUCUGAUCUUCCGUGCGGCAGACAAGGCAACCGAACUGAACGAUGAGGAAUUUUUGGAUGCCAUUUGGCCUGCUGUGGAGGCAGCAAAUUCCAGGGCCGAGACUUUCUCUCGCAUCCCAAGGGAGUUGAUCGUGGUCAAGGGUGCCGAUGUCCCCUACGCCGGGACAGACAAAGGAACCUUUAUCCGGGCUCAAGUUUAUCAGCAAUUUGCCCAGGAUAUUGAGACGGCCUAUGCCAACUUUGGUGGAAAUGGGAAGAAGGGCGAGCUCGCGCUAAGUGUCCGCGAGUUGGAGGAUUGGCUGCUGGCACGAUUCCGCGAGGAUCUUGAUGUUACGUUGUCAAGUGCAGAUUCCGACAUUUUCUCUGCCGGCGUCGACAGUUUGCAGACGACCCAGAUCUGGAGAUACAUUGUACGUGAUCUAGAUCUUGGAGAGAGUGAAGACGAAUUGAGUCAAAACAUUGUUUUCGAGAAGGGCACAGUCAGUGCUCUCGCAAAGCACCUCUACCAGAUGCGCACUGGACAGGAGUUCGAGGCCGAAGAUGAGGUGCAAAUCAUGGAGGAAAUGAUCGAGAAAUACUCGCACUUUACUCAACAUCACCCCACUAUCUCUCAGCAACCCGAAAAGGAGGUCGUGAUCGUUACAGGUGCGACUGGCAACCUUGGAGCUUUCAUCGUCGCUGAAGUCCUGAAGCGACCCAACGUUUCCGAAGUUUGGGCUCUCGUACGAGCUUCUGGACAAGCAGCAGCAGGUGCUCGUCUCUGGAAAGCAUUGGCUGACCGUAAAAUCAGUCUCACCGAUGAUGAGGCCGCUAAACUUCGCGCUAUCCCCAGCAAUCUCUCGCAAGCCAAUCUAGGCCUGGAUAAUUAUGUCCUCGAGCACCUGCUGUCAUCAUUGACAUGUGUGAUUCACAGUGCCUGGGCCGUCAACUUCAACCUUGGCGUACGAUCAUUCGAGCAGCAACACAUCCGCGGAACAUAUAACCUCAUCAACUUUUGUCUCCGAUCCAAGCUACCAAACCCAGCUCAAUUCUUCUUCUGCUCGAGUGUCAGCACAGCCAGCGGUACCCCCAAGCCCGCCUCAAUUGCCGAGACUGCAAUUGAAAACUUGAACCAUGCACAGAAAAUGGGCUAUGGCCGCUCAAAGCUGGUCACCGAGCACAUCACCCGGAACGCCAUGCGGCAAACUGGCAUGCAAUCGAGAGUUCUUAGAAUUGGACAACUUGGCGGCGAUACCAUCAGCGCUCAGUGGAACGAUACCGAGGCCGUCGCUCUCAUGUUCCGCAGUGCUUUGACGACGGGUGCUCUCCCUGAACUCCCAGAGAGCCCGACCUGGCUGCCGGUUGACCAAUGUGCGCAGGCUGUUGCGGACCUCGCUAUGAAGGGAGCGGCCGCAAGCCAGGAGUUGGACUUGGUGUACCACUUAGUCAAUCCUAAGUCCUUCAGUUGGAAGGACGACUUGCUUCCCGCAUUGAAGAAGGGCUCAGCUCUACCUGAGUUUGAGGUUGUUUCGCCACAGGAGUGGCUUCAGCGAUUAGCUUCCAGCGAGCAAGAUCCAGAGAAGAACCCGAGUAUCAAGCUUAUUGACUUCUGGCGUGGCAAGUAUGGAGGACUUAGUCAAGCGCAAAUUAAUGGCUCUGCUCAACCGCAGAAACCGGCGGGUCUUGACUUUGAGACUGAUCGCACUGUUCAAGACUGUCCGUCCUUGGGUCUUGUGAAGGAUCCCGUUGCCGAGGGUUUGAUACACAGAUAUAUUGAAUCCUGGAUGCAGCGAUGGACCAAGUAA